Ceraceosorus bombacis is the source of this 627-nucleotide messenger RNA. The record is from the annotation of a GenBank genome assembly. Lineage: Eukaryota; Fungi; Basidiomycota; Exobasidiomycetes; Ceraceosorales; Ceraceosoraceae.
AUGGACCGGAGCCCCGAGCUGCGGCAGAAAUGCUGCGAGCUCAUCUCAGAGGCGCUGCAGAGCUGCGGCGACAGGGUCAUCCUCGUCAUGAACCAGCUGGAGCUGGCAGUGCGCGUGCACGAGGCCGAGCAGGGCAGCAUGGGGGCGGAGGCCCUGCGAGAGCUGGGGCUGGGGAUGAUGAAGCUGGACGUCGUGCAUGAGCAUGCACGGAGAACGGCUCGAACGCGUACCUGUGUCGACGAGAGAGAGGUCUUUUUGGUCUACGAGACCAGGCUCCGCAAAUCGUUGCGCCUACCCGUCUCUACCCAGGGCAUGCUGUAUGGCGACGAAGUGACCGAGCAAGAUUUGCAACGUGCAGCCAGCGAAGCGAUCGCUGCCGCCAGUGACCCAAUCAGGCAGGCCGCCUUUUUGGCGUCUUGGGCGCCAUGGCAGGCCCAUGAGCGUCGCCUGGCCGUGGCCUCCGUCUCCUACGAGAGCUUGCCAGAACAGGACAUUCGCUUUCCGCAGAGAAAAGAGCCUGUAUGCACCAUUAUGCAGGAGCCACUCAGUGCGCUGACAUCACCUUUGCUUCACCGCCAGGGCAGCGCAUGGCACCUGUAUGAGGCAGAAAACUUUCUGACGUGGUGA